Penicillium samsonianum is the source of this 1386-nucleotide messenger RNA. RefSeq lists its product as uncharacterized. The coding region runs from base 1 to 1386 and encodes 461 amino acids. The transcript is spliced from 5 exons. Lineage: Eukaryota; Fungi; Ascomycota; Eurotiomycetes; Eurotiales; Aspergillaceae. The record is from RefSeq and is a predicted model, not a curated record.
AUGUUUGCGCUUCUAUUAUUGCUUGGCUUUGUCAACCAACCACUCGCCCAGUCCAAUUCAACGGCCCUGGAAGGCUGGCGGUUGGAUGACAACACACGCUCAAGUUGGGACAUUUUCUGGACUUGUGUUUCAACAAUCCUUGCUUGCACAUGGACAGCCCUGCACAGUUCUGUCCCAACCCGCUGUAUCUUUGGUGGCAAGGCAGCCGCGUGGGUAGGCACGGUUCUUGCUCCGGAGUUCAUGGCUGGAACUGCGGCCGAAGAACUAUGGCAGGCAAGAUCUGCAGUGGCACGCUGUACUGCUGCUUUCCGUAUAGUGAAUAGGAAACGAAGUGAUCUAGACUUCUCGGAGGUUCCGAAACCACUAAAGACAGAAGAAUUUGACCGCCGCAGGAACAGUAUCGGUUUUGCCUUGACUAAGGAUGAUUGGACAUAUCUAGUACACUGUGGUAAUGUUGUGGACCUGAUUAAAACACGCGUUAUCAAGCCAUCUCACUUGAGGACUAGAGACAUCCAAGACCGCGCCAAAGCUGACUCCUUGCCCAAGGUUUUACUCUGCUCCAAGCCUUCUGGGCGACUUGCAACAAGAGCGUACAACUUGCCAAUUACGGCUUUCGAGAUUGCUAUAGUGGUUUAUAUCUCUUGUGCCGCCGCUACGUAUCUAAUUUGGUGGAAUAAAUCGAAAGAUAUGGUCCACUCGGAUGUUAUCGCUAGAGACAUUGGCUCUCCGGUAUGGCAUAUCAUUGCAGCAUGUUUCCAUUUCCAACUUAUUGUGUUAUCAAUUAUUUGCGCACCUUGGCCAUGGAAUAGAAACUGGGAAGAGUUCAAAAAUAAGUUGGAAAUGAGAAUCCGAAAUGCAUCAGCCAAGCCCUCUGAUGCCAGCAAUGGAGGCCACAAAGACGAGGAAAGUCCCCGGGAGACUGAAAAAGCAUCUCAUACCAACAAUGGUAGCCAUAAAGACAAAGAACUUUGCGAUGGGCCAGAAUCAGAGCCAGUGAUCCUCAAUGGUGACUAUCAGGAUGAGGAAAUUCCCCAUGGUGUCCCAGCAGUACCAGGGUCCCCACAGCAGAGAAAUGGACCAGAAGUUGACGGAAGAUUGAUCGCAACGGAAACUUGCCAAGGAAAAGAACCAUUGAUGAGGUCCUCUGAAGCCAGCAGAAAUGACCACCGAGACGUGGAAACCCAUCAGAAAACCGAGCCAGCAUCGAAGCCACAAAAGCUGAGGAAUUCGGUAGAAGACGACGAAAGACUGACGAUCAUGGAAUGGACCAAAAUCGCUCAUUUCUACAUGUUUGGUGGGGUGGUCUUUUGCGGAAUAUAUGUUGCUGCGUACGUACUAUUAUAUCCUUUCACAUUCUUCUCAAUACUGGAUAAAGCUGAUAAUUGA